AUGAACAGCUUGGCGAAUUCCCCGGUGUACAAGCAGCUCUUCCGCCCACUCAGCAGCAACACAAUGUUGGGGCUGUGCGUCGCGACGGGCUGCAUGGGUGCACUGACGUACUGGUGGUACGCCCGCUCCAUGCACGUGACACUGCGCCGCACACAGGAGAACUGCCUGGCAAUAUCGGAGAGUGCCUUCUCGCAGAGCCGGCGUCUGCUUAAAGGCCUCGAGGAGGAGUGGGCGCGCGACAUGAAGGCGCGCGACGGAUCGGUGCGGCAGCUGGAGCUGCAGAACGUGGAGCAGACCCGCAGCAUCGCCCGCCUGGACGCAGCAAUGAAGUUAUGCAUCGCUCCAGGGCCGCAGGUGCCGGAGUGA
Messenger RNA from Trypanosoma grayi, 366 nucleotides. RefSeq lists its product as hypothetical. The record is from RefSeq and is a predicted model, not a curated record. The transcript has a single exon. Lineage: Eukaryota; Euglenozoa; Kinetoplastea; Trypanosomatida; Trypanosomatidae. The coding region runs from base 1 to 366 and encodes 121 amino acids.